Molecule: messenger RNA, 4935 nt
Organism: Amphibalanus amphitrite
Lineage: Eukaryota; Metazoa; Arthropoda; Thecostraca; Balanomorpha; Balanidae
Product: unconventional myosin-IXb-like
Exons: 17
Coding region: 159-3299 (1046 amino acids)
Biological process (GO): vesicle transport along actin filament; actin filament organization
Cellular component (GO): myosin complex; cytoplasm; vesicle
Molecular function (GO): ATP binding; actin filament binding; cytoskeletal motor activity
Source: RefSeq, a predicted model, not a curated record
GCCAGCGUUCGGCAGUAAACGAGAAGUGCCCGGCGUGGUGGGAUUGUGACUAGCCUUAUGUGUGAUACAGUGAGGUGAUUUUGGAGAAGUGACGCAGGAAUUCAUGUGAGCUAUAGUUGAUUGGUCAGAGAGGGCGGCGAGCCAUCGAAGCCGCGAAUAUGGCGACCAUGGGACUCUCCAAAGGAUUCAUACUGGACAAAUACUUCAACGAACUGCAAAAAUUCUGGGACACGGAACGAAAACUUCAAGACACAGCCUCAUCUAACGAGGCGGCCACCCUGCACCAGCGUCUGCGCUCGCUCAGUUCCGAGCUGGUCACCCUCCGCUCUCGGCUGCACGUGAGCCCCCCACCGCUGCCGCCGGCCGCCGCCCAGCCGCCAUCCGGCCCUGGUGCGCCAGCCGCGCCGCCCGCCGCCACCGCGCCGCUGCCGCCGCCGCGGCCCAAACCGGCCCUGCAAGAUGCCGUCACGCCGAAGCUGUCCCGGUUGACGGAGCCGGUGCCGCCGCCGGCCAGCGUCCUGCGACCCCCGCUGCCGCCCCCUUCGUCCACCUGUAGGACGGUGGAGGACCUCAGUCACCUGGAAGUACCGCUCACAGAACACGCAGUGAUGCGGUGUCUGCACUCCCGAUUCCAGGACCACCAGUUCUAUACCAAUGUGGGCUCCAUCCUGAUCUCGUUAAACUCGUACAAGGAGCUGGGUAACGCUCUGACGCUGAACUCGACUCGAACUAAGGAGACCAGCGAUCAGCUGAGGAGAGUGGUCAGGGAGGCCGUCCGGCAACAGAGCGACACCGGCUACCCGCAGGGAAUCAUACUGUCAGGUGCCAGCGGCAGCGGCAAGACGUACACGUCCAUGUUACUGCUGCGUCAGCUGUUUGAGGUCGCCGGCGGCGGCACUGAGACGGACGCGUUUAAACAUUUAGCGGCCGCGUUCACCGUGCUGCGGUCGCUGGGCACGGCAAAAACCACCUCUAACUCCGAGUCUAGUCGAAUUGGUCAUUUUAUCGAGGUGCAGGUGACGGAUGGCGCCCUCUAUCGUACAAAAAUACACUGCUACUUCCUGGACCAGACGCGUGUGGUGGCGCCAAUGGCGGGAGAGAAGAACUACCACAUCUUCUACCAGCUGCUGGCCGGACUGGCACCGGACGAGAGAGCCCGUCUCCACCUGGACGGCCACACACUGUGCAGUCUGCGGUACCUUCAGGGCGGCGACCUGCGCCAGAACGCUGCCGAGGACGCGGCACGGUUCCGGGCCUGGAAAUCGUGUCUGGGCGUUCUGGGAAUCCCCUUUCUGGAUGUUGUCAGGGUGCUGGCGGCUGUGCUUCUGCUGGGAAACGUCACGUUCGCUGACGGAGCGGGCAUUGAGGUGGAGGUACAGGGUCAAGAGCAGCUGCAGGCGGUGGCCUCCCUCCUGGGGUUCAGCGCGGCUGCCCUCCGUGCGGGCCUCACCACCCGAACACACAACGUGCGGGGCCAGCUGGUGAAGUCGCUGGGGGACGCCAACGUCGCCAGCAUGACGCGCGACUCACUGGCCAAGGCGCUCUACUGUCGCACCGUCGCCACAAUUGUCCGCCGCGCCAACUCGCUGAAGCGGCUCGGCUCGGGAUCAGGCACCCUGUGCUCGUCCGACGACUCUCACGUACACGCCGACGCCCAGUCUGCGCACGCUUCCACGGUUGGAACAGCCGGCAGCCGCGCCAGCAAGAGCAUGAGCGUGUUGAACUCGGCGGUUCGACAUGCCACAGAUGGAUUCAUCGGCAUUCUGGAUAUGUUCGGCUUCGAGGACCCCAGGCCGGCCCACCUGGAGCACCUGUGCACGAACUUGUGUUCGGAGACGAUGCAGCACUUCUACAACACGCACAUCUUCAAGUCGAGUCUGGAGUCGUGUCGCGAAGAGGGCAUCGUCUGUGAGGUGGAAGUGGAGUACGUCGAUAACGUGCCCUGUAUCGACCUCAUCAGCUCGUUGCGGACGGGUCUUCUGUCCAUGCUGGACGUGGAGUGUGGUCUGCGGGGUACCGCCGAGACCUACCUUCAGAAGGUGCGAGCGGCACACCGCAGCAGCGGACGGCUGAGGGACCCGCCUCCGGGCGAACCGGGAACCUUCGCCAUCCAGCACUACGCAGGACUGGUAGUCUACUCGGCGGCGGACUUUCUUGACACCAACAAGGACAGUAUGCCGGACGAUCUGGUCUCGGUGUUCCACAAGCAGAACUGCAGCUUCGGCUUCGCCAGCCACCUGUUCGGAACAGAGCUGAAGGUGCUGUAUAGCCAGGACACGGUACCACGAGGCGUCAGUUUCAGGAUCAGCCCCACCUCCAACGCUGACCUUCAGAACGGCGAGGAGCCCGUGUCCACGCUGACCCAAGACUUCCAUACUCGCCUGGACAACCUGCUACGGACUCUGGUGCACGCCAAGCCGCACUUUGUCCGCUGUGUGAAGGCGAAUGACUCGGAGCAGCCCCUGCUCUUCGAGCGUACCACGGUGAUGAGGCAGAUCAGAGCUCUUCAGCUGCUGGAGACUGUCAACCUGAUGGCCGCAGGCUACCCGCACCGGAUGCGUUUCCGAGCGUUCAACAGUCGGUACCGGCUGCUGUCCCGCUCCCGACUGCUGCACCGGACUGACGAGAAGGCCGUGGAAGACUGCCGUCUCAUCUUGGCCAGCUAUCAGAACACGCUGGAGCCACUGCCAGCCGACCAGCAGCCGCCCUGCCCCGGCUGGGCGCUCGGAAAGCGGCACAUCUUCCUCGCCGAGGGGACCCGUCAGCGGCUGGAGCAGCUCCGUGAGCAGAUCCGUCUGCGUGCCGCGGUCCUGGUACAGAGCGCCUGGCGCGGAUGGCAGGUGCGCCGCCGGUGGCCGCAGAUGCGCCGAAAUAUGGAGCACCGCCAGCGCACCAAGGCGGGACUGGCCCGGCCGCGGCCGCAGCCGAUCACAGGCACGCCCCCACCGGACGUUCCUGAGCGCUGUGAGCCGUCGGCCGUCCAGCAGACCUGUUCUCUGUUCGGUUUGGACCUCGAGAGGCCGCCUCCACUACCCCCGGCCCGAGCCUACACUGUGGACGGCAACAGGAAACUGGGCUACCCCCAGGAGCGGCUCAUGAGGCUCAACUUCCCAGAGGACGGUAGCGGCAGCGAGGCGAUCCUUCUGAAGGGCGAGACGGUGCUGGUGGUGGGUGCCUCCUCUCGGCGGGGUCACCUGCUCGUCCAGCACGGCGAUCAGCAGGUUCACGUGCCGCAUCAGUACCUGGAGCUGAAGCUUCCCUCACUGACUCUCCCGGCGCUACCGCCCGGAAAACUCUGACGUCAAAGGGAGUGACGGAACAGCGAGUGGGGGUUUCGGGGGGGGGGGCGAUGCUGACUAAGGGGUGGAGAGGCUUUGACUUUGGAGUUGGGACGAGCAAUGAAGUGUGGCGUUCAAAGUGGUAAGGUGCUGAAAGUUAGACGAUGGCGAGGUCUAGUUUGGCCCUAGCCCUGCUAUGUAUGGGGACCUUGGACUGGGGAGGGGUUUACUGGUUUAGAGUGAGAACUGGAGGAAGAUUGUAUGGCUUAACUGUUUGCUAUUUAUUGGAGUCCAUCGGUAAUUUGCUCUUGGCGCUUGUUUUUUAUUCAGACGGCCUUAAACCAGAAUGAGAAGAGGACUUUGUGCCCUGCGGAAUUCGCUAUCAGUCCGUUUUCUUGGAUUUGUCAAUCAAUUGAAACCCCAUGGCAAAAUGAUGUCUCGACAAAUGCUGUGAUUGGUGAGAGACCCAUGCUCGUCGGCCACAAAUUCAAAAAAGAAUUUACUACUCAUAUGUAGACAACUCCUACUAUACUCAUCUAAAACUCAUGAUAUAGCCGAUAUAGGACAGAUUCUAAUGGGAAUUGAUUGGUGCCAUUGCUGUGCGAUCAGUUUUUUUUUUUAAGUGCCAUGCAGAUACAGAAGUGACUCGCCGAGAAAGUACUGCCAGUUGUGUCAAAGUGUCAGUAGCGUGCUUCAGUUCACCGAGCUCUAGCCAUUGCUCGUUACUCAGUGCCAACAAGAUUAAAUGUGGCAUCGAUGGGCAAUUGGGCAGUGAAUAAGAAGAGAGUGGAUUUUCUUUUGUCUUGUGCUAGAAUGAUACGAGAUACUGUUUCGAUAUCUUUGCAUGUCUCCUUCAGCUCUAUAUGACACGUUAAUUGGCGUGAUGCAAUUUAAAACUGUAUAUUUCUUCAAUGUAUUGUUUUCCAUUGCCUGUAUGUGACCUGUUGAUAGUAGAAGCUAAAUCAGACAGGUGUCUGUACUGCAAUUCCGUGUCAUUUUAUUAGAGUUGCGAUCACCUAGCCUGGACUAUUGGAGAUGCACAGCAGCACAUGUCGCUCUCGUUUCUCCAAUAGCGUUUGUUCUCUUCAAAUAUGUUUGUCUCGUCUCAGGAUACUUUGUUGGAGGAGUAAGCAGCUCCAAUUCCUCACUAUGAACUGUCCAGCGUUUGGGUUGGUCGCAGUGGGCCAGAACAUGUCAACAUUUGUACGUACUUUUAUCGUGAUUAUAAUGUGUUUCGAUCACGUAAUAUUUGCAAUCAGUGUCAUGUAUUGUGUAAUGUUAUGGUGUUUGUGUUCAUUGGUAGGCGAUGUAAGUGUUUGUAUAUGAAAUGCUUGGUGGGUUUGUAAAUACGUCCAAUGUUUGUUACGUAUUCAGAGUGUUGUGCGCUGCCGUCGCUGUAAUGUUCACGGCCAGCAUUUCAUGUGCGAAUUGCGGGAGACAAUCACUAGAUGGCAGGCAGGUGUGCCAAACAACUUGAAUUGAACUGCAUUAUCCGUCCAAUGGCAGGAGCUUCUAUGCGACGACGCGGAAUUCCAAGUGCCAAGCUAACUAACACUGUGAUUGGUGUUUAUAGCCAAGCUGUUGUGUGCUCAGUGCCUAUAUGUGAACAUUAUUGUAUGAUUCGUUUUCAUGUUAAUAUAUGUUUGAAUGAAAGCAG